Molecule: messenger RNA, 1335 nt
Organism: Sorex araneus (European shrew)
Lineage: Eukaryota; Metazoa; Chordata; Mammalia; Eulipotyphla; Soricidae
Gene: CHRNA10
Product: cholinergic receptor nicotinic alpha 10 subunit
Exons: 5
Coding region: 1-1335 (444 amino acids)
Biological process (GO): nervous system process; signal transduction; monoatomic ion transmembrane transport
Cellular component (GO): postsynaptic membrane; synapse; neuron projection
Molecular function (GO): transmembrane signaling receptor activity; acetylcholine-gated monoatomic cation-selective channel activity
Source: RefSeq, a predicted model, not a curated record
AUGGCAGCAGCCCCAGCAGGAGGCCUGGAACCCACCAGCGCUGGGUGCCUGGGAGCAGAGGGCAGGCUGGCUCACAAGCUGUUCCGGGACCUCUUUGCCAACUACACAAGUGCCCUGAGGCCUGUGGCAGACACGGACCAGGCUCUGAACGUGACCCUGGAGGUGACACUGUCUCAGAUCAUCGACAUGGAUGAGCGGAACCAGGUGCUGACCCUGUACCUGUGGAUCCGACAGGAGUGGACAGAUGCCUAUCUGCAGUGGGACCCCGACGCCUACGGGGGCCUCGACGUCAUCCGCAUCCCCAGCACGCUCGUGUGGAGGCCGGACAUCGUCCUCUAUAACAAGGCCGACGCGCAGCCAACGGGUUCGGCGCGCACGCACGUGGUGCUGCAUCACAACGGCGCGGUGCGCUGGGACGCUCCGGCCAUCACGCGCAGCUCGUGCCGCGUGGACGUGUCGGCCUUUCCGUUCGACGCGCAGCGCUGCGGCCUGACGUUCGGCUCGUGGACGCACGGCGGCCACCAGCUGGACGUGCGGCCGCGCGGCGAGGCCGCCAGCCUGGCCGACUUCGUGGAGAACGUGGAGUGGCGCGUGCUGGGCAUGCCGGCGCGCCGGCGGGUGCUCACCUACGGCUGCUGCUCUGAACCCUACCCCGACGUGACCUUCACGCUGCUGCUGCGUCGCCGCGCCGCCGCCUACGUGUGCAACCUGCUGCUGCCCUGCGUGCUCAUCUCGCUGCUCGCGCCGCUGGCCUUCCACCUGCCCGCCGACUCGGGCGAGAAGGUGUCGCUUGGCGUCACCGUGCUGCUGGCGCUCACCGUCUUCCAGCUGCUGCUGGCCGAGAGCAUGCCCCCGGCCGAGAGCGUUCCACUCAUCGGGAAGUACUACAUGGCCACCAUGACCAUGGUCACCUUCUCCACGGCGCUCACUAUCCUCAUCAUGAACCUGCACUACUGCGGGCCCAGCGCCCGCCCCAUGCCCGCCUGGGCUCGCGCCCUCCUGCUGGGACGCCUUGCCCGGAGUCUGUGUGUGCGGGAACGAGGAGAGCCCUGUGGGCAGUCUAACCCCCCAGAACGCCCCCCCAGCCCGCAGCCGCCCGGGAGAGGGGCCGGGCCCCCGGCAGGCCCUUGCCGGGAGCUGCGGUGCCUGUGCCGGCAGGAAGCCCUGCUGCAGCACGUGGCCACCAUCGCCAGCGCCUUCCGCAGCCACCGGGCCGCCCAGCGCCGCCUCGAGGACUGGAAGCGCCUGGCUCGCGUCCUUGACCGCUUCUUCCUGGGCAUCUUCUUCUCCAUGGCCCUGGUCAUGAGCCUCUUGGUUCUGGUGCAGGCCCUGUGA